Eimeria maxima is the source of this 786-nucleotide messenger RNA. RefSeq lists its product as hypothetical. The record is from RefSeq and is a predicted model, not a curated record. The transcript is spliced from 2 exons. NCBI's taxonomy places the organism in Eukaryota, Apicomplexa, Conoidasida, Eucoccidiorida, Eimeriidae. The coding region runs from base 1 to 786 and encodes 261 amino acids.
AUGCCUAUAUUCAGCAAAAAGAUUUGCCUGUGGGAACAAGAAGAAUAUACCGAUGCUGCUGCUGCUGCUGCUGCUGCGGUGGCAGACCAACUGCAACAGCAGCUGCAGCAGCAGCAGCAGCAGCAGCAGCAGCAGCAGCAGCAGGAACCAGAGACACGGCGAAAGGGGAAAUGGAGUUUGCUGAAGCGGCUGCUGAAUCUGGGGAAAGCAGAGGGGAAUCAGCAACGGCAGCAGCAGCAACAACAGCAGCAAGAGCAGCAGCAGCAACAACAGCAGCAAGAGCAGCAGCAGCAGCAGCAACAGCAACAGCAACAGCAACAGAAAGAGCAAGAGGAGCAGCAGCGUGAAGAGCAGAAGCAUAAGGGGCGGACAGGGAAGACGCGGCGGUCAGCGCAACACUUGGUGCAGCAACAUCGUCAGCAGCAACAGCAACAGCAGCAACAGCAGCAACAGCAACAGCAGCAAGAACCAGAGGAGCAACAGCAACAACAGCAGCAGCAACCCAGGACGCAGCAGGGUAGACAGCGUGGGGAGGAUCUGCAGUAUGCACAGCAGCAACAGCAGCCAACACAGCUCCAAGCGCUGCAGCUGUUGGAGGAACUUAUUCAGCAGCAGCAGCAGCAGCAGCAACAGCAGCAGCAGCAGCAGCAGCAGCAGCAGCCGCUGCAGCAGCAGCAGUUAGAGCGUCUGGAGGAGAUGCGGACUCGGCACACCAAUAUGCUGAUUAGGUUGCUUGCCUACAAUAAGGGUAAGGAUAGCCGCAUAAGUAUACAGCGCAGCAGCUAG